UUACUUAAUAUAUACGUGUAGUAAUGAAAAUUCUCUCUCUACAUACACAUAUAUGUGCAUGCGGAUGUAUGUUCUCUAUAUAUACAAUGAUGAAUGGGGUAAAGGCAUGAGAGACCAAGGGACACAGAAGACAGCCUUUCGCACAUAAUUAUUGAUUGAGCAUAGUUCUCCAGUGCGCUCUCUUCACCAAAAUCCAAUAAAGAUAUGGAUUUUGGUUACCAUAGGAGGCGCCUUUUGUUGACUUGUGCAAUCUUUCUUCUACAAUUGCAGCUUUUUCUUGUUGUAACGUUGGCUAAAACACAAGUAUCUUUGUCUUCAUCCUAUAAUACCAGUAGUACUACAUUAAGGGGGAGAGAGUUAUUGGGGUGUGAUAUCUUCAGAGGAAAAUGGGUAGUUGAUAAUUCAUACCCACUCUAUGCAGCUUCAAGCUGUCCCUUCAUUGACUCUGAGUUCGAUUGUCUUAAACAUGGUCGCUCAGACACCCAGUAUCUCAAGUAUGCUUGGCAACCAGACUCCUGUAAACUGCCCAGGUUCAAUGGGUUGGAUUUGCUGAACAAAUGGAGAGGGAAGAAGGUGAUGUUUGUUGGUGACUCAUUGAGUGAAAAUAUGUGGGAGUCCAUGGCUUGUUUGCUUCAUGGAUCUGCGCCCAAAUCCAAGUAUUCUUUUCUGCACAAAGACUCAAUUACAUCCCUUACUUUUCAGGGUUAUGGAGUAACAAUAUAUUUAUAUCGCUCUACAUAUUUGGUCGAUAUUGUAAAAGAAAGCAUUGGGCGUGUACUCAAAUUGGAUUCUAUUCAAGGUGGUGAUGCAUGGAAAGGAAUGGAUGUGCUAAUUUUCAAUUCAUGGCAUUGGUGGACACACAAGGGACACAUACAACCAUGGGAUUAUGUGCAAUCCGGAUCAAAAGUAUCAAAAGAUAUGGAUCGACUAGAGGCAUAUUAUAAGGGCAUGACAACAUGGGGAAGAUGGGUUGAUCUCAAUGUCAAUCCAUCAAAAACCAAAGUAUUCUUUCAAGGGAUCUCUCCUUCACAUUACCAGGGAAGAGAGUGGGGAUCAUCAUCAAAGAAUUGUCGUGGAGAACUACAACCACUACAAGGAUCAACAUAUCCAGCUGGAUUACCUGAAGCUCAAGGUGUUUUGAACAAAGUUCUUGGGAGUGUAAAGAAACCAGUUUACUUGCUUGAUAUCACAACCUUAUCCCAAUUGAGAAAAGAUGCACAUCCCUCAUCUUAUGGUGGUGGCUCAGGCACAGAUUGUAGUCACUGGUGUGUACCCGGGCUACCUGAUACUUGGAACCAACUUUUAUAUGCAAGCUUUAGUUAAUUGAUAGAUUGAUGUAAUUUGUCUCAUUAAAUAUUUGUGCUAUGUAAACUGUACGUAUUUGCAUCCGAUUGAAGUGUGAAAAGUUAUUAAUUUCAAA
Lactuca sativa (garden lettuce) is the source of this 1420-nucleotide messenger RNA. Its product is annotated as protein trichome birefringence-like 38. Gene Ontology annotation, molecular function: O-acetyltransferase activity. The record is from RefSeq and is a predicted model, not a curated record. Gene Ontology annotation, cellular component: Golgi apparatus. Lineage: Eukaryota; Viridiplantae; Streptophyta; Magnoliopsida; Asterales; Asteraceae.